This is a messenger RNA of Seminavis robusta, 1536 nucleotides long. The record is from the annotation of a GenBank genome assembly. Lineage: Eukaryota; Bacillariophyta; Bacillariophyceae; Naviculales; Naviculaceae.
AUGGACGGAGAUCUGGAGCUGACGGUGCGGGGAUCUCAGGACCAACCGCAAGAAAGCAAAAUUCAGGAUGAAACUGAAGGCGAACCUCUCCUGGAAUCUGCCGUCCAGGCCGAUUGCGCUGAUACAUGUAUGAAAACGACUCGAACAGAGACAAAUGAAUUGUCAGAGGUCCUUUUAUUGCUCCUCCUCAUUCCAUCCUUUCUAUCAAAUGUUGCGGGGAAAAUGAUGGUGCCGGUGUUGCCUUGGUUUGCCAAGAAUCAACUCCAUGCAUCAACCACUGAAAUUGGCAGCUUGGCAGCAGCGAAGGCGUUCGGAAAAUUGAUUUGCAAUGUACCCUUGGGUUGGAUGGUGAGCUUGUUUUAUGAGAACAACAGCAACAGCAAUCUCGAUGGACGAAGCUUGCUUCCCAUAGUGCUCGCUUGCCUGAUAUUGGCCAGUGCCUACGCUGUGGCUGGGUUCACAACUACGGCCACGGGUUUUCUAGCGUUUCGGCUAUGGGAGGGAGCUGGUUGGUCACUCUGGGUCCUUGGACGACAGACGCUCUUGAAUGAACUUACUACAAAAGAAAACAGGGGAAGAUACAUGGCUACGUUGGGAGGCGUUGGCCGAAUUGCGUCAGUCUUUGGACCCUACCUUGGGGGCUUUGUUGCCACAAAAUCAAAAGCGCAGUGGUCUUUUUGGUGUCAGGCCGUGCUCAUGGUUUUCAAUGCUGCUGUGGUGCUGGGAAUCAAGCUAUGGGUGAACCAAAAUGUCACGCAUCAGCAUCCUAACGGAUACACUGCCGCGGAAACAAGUGAAGUCGAAGCAAAUGAAUCCCAAUGCAAGUCUAUACAAGAGGACGGACGCAACCAUGAUGGUGACAAUGACGCUUUUGCGACUGCCAAUGGAAAGCCAAAUGACCCAUCAUCCAACAUGAGUUGGCUGGAACUGCUUCGGCGGCAUGGAUGGAUCCUGAUGGCCCUGGCUGUCUUUGGCUUUUUCGCAUCAAUCGUGCGAGAGGCGCGGCAUCUACUGUUUCCUCUCCAAGCCAUGGAGAUCGGGUAUGAUGCUCACACCAUUGGUAUUAUGACAAGUAUCACCUUUCUUGUGGACUCAGCCAUGUUUCCUGUCGCUGGAUAUCUCGCUGAUUGUCAUGGACGAAAGUACUCAGGAAUCCCUGCACUUGUCAUCAUGGGGCUCUCCUCGGCGUCAGUCCCCGCUCUCACCAAGAUCUAUCCAACUUCAAUCACAGCAUUGACCUUGGCAAGUGCUGGAUUUGGUCUGGGAAAUGGACUCUCUAGUGGCUUGCUCAUGAGUAUGGCUGGAGACGCAUCGCCUUCACGAGGCCAAGAUCGUGCCAAGUUUUUGGCCCUGUUUCGAACGUGCACAGAUGCAGGACUGUUGCUGGGCCCCUGGGUUAGUGGGAUAUUAGCAGAUCACUUUUCAGUUUCAGUGGGAUUUCAAGUGGUGGCUGGUGUAGCAGCUGCAGGUGCUCUAUGGAUGGCGCUUGUGAUACCAGAGACAGCGCGACCCUCUGCAGAUGGGCAUGGGAGUUGA